Molecule: messenger RNA, 622 nt
Organism: Periophthalmus magnuspinnatus
Lineage: Eukaryota; Metazoa; Chordata; Actinopteri; Gobiiformes; Gobiidae
Gene: sod1
Product: superoxide dismutase 1, soluble
Exons: 5
Coding region: 60-524 (154 amino acids)
Biological process (GO): removal of superoxide radicals
Cellular component (GO): cytosol; nucleus; peroxisome
Molecular function (GO): superoxide dismutase activity; copper ion binding
Source: RefSeq, a predicted model, not a curated record
CUGUGUCGUUGAACACUUUUGAGCAGUUUUGACGUCUGGAGUGAAGAUACUCUGCAGAAAUGGUGGUCAAAGCGGUUUGUGUGUUAAAAGGAGCCGGAGAGACCACCGGGGUUGUUCACUUUAAACAGGAGGGUGAUUCUGCUCCUGUUGAAAUCACUGGAGAAAUCAAAGGCCUUACUCCCGGUAAACACGGCUUCCAUGUCCAUGCUUUUGGAGACAACACAAACGGAUGCAUCAGUGCUGGUCCUCACUUCAACCCCCACAAUAAAAAUCAUGCUGGCCCCACUGAUGAGGAAAGGCAUGUUGGAGACCUUGGCAAUGUGACUGCAGGGGCUGAUAACGUUGCUAAGAUUGAGAUCACGGAUAAGGUCAUCUCUCUCGUAGGUCCCCACUCCAUCAUUGGAAGAACUAUGGUGAUACAUGAAGGGACUGAUGAUCUUGGAAAAGGAGGCAACGAGGAAAGUUUAAAAACUGGCAACGCUGGAGGGCGUUUGGCCUGUGGAGUCAUUGGCAUAGCCCAGUGAGCCAUCAGCCUCGAGUUUCAACAGGCAGCACUUCAAUCCUCUUAUAUUUGACCAAUGUAGCUACUUAAGUUGUGUUCUUGUAAAAAAACUAAAAACAA